Leucoraja erinaceus (little skate) is the source of this 6612-nucleotide messenger RNA. RefSeq names its product intersectin 1 (SH3 domain protein) (gene itsn1). Gene Ontology annotation, biological process: intracellular signal transduction; positive regulation of Rho protein signal transduction. Gene Ontology annotation, molecular function: guanyl-nucleotide exchange factor activity; protein binding; calcium ion binding. The record is from RefSeq and is a predicted model, not a curated record. Lineage: Eukaryota; Metazoa; Chordata; Chondrichthyes; Rajiformes; Rajidae.
AGGAGGAGAGGGCGGGGGGAAGAGAGCAGCGUUUAUCAUCAGACACUAGGCAACGAGUGGAGAAAGUGGGGGUGGUUUCGUGCCGUGUCGCCCCACGACCGGCAGCGACGGCAGAUCGAGAGGCCGUCCCUCCACUGCAAACCCAGCUGAGGUGAGGCAGGCGGGCGGGCGGGCAGUCAGUGGCCGCCGCCGAGCCGCACUCGGCCAGCCCUUGCGAGAUGAGAUGAGAUGAGGAAUCUGCCAAUGACAUAAAACAAAAGGAAGCAUGGCUCAGUUUCCAACAGCUUUUGCGGGGGGGCUGGAUGUCUGUGCCAUAACAGUGGAAGAAAGAGCUAAGCAUGACCAGCAGUUUCUUAGCAUUAAACCAGCUGGUGGAGUGAUUACUGGUGAUCAAGCCAGAAAUUUCUUUCUCCAGUCUGGAUUGCCUCCACCUGUUCUUGCACAGAUCUGGGCACUGGCUGACAUGAAUAAUGAUGGAAAGAUGGAUCAAGUGGAGUUUUCAAUAGCCAUGAAACUGAUCAAGCUAAAACUACAAGGUCACCCGCUUCCCUCCUCGCUGCCUCCCAUCAUGAUACAAAUACCAGUGGCUGUUCCAACACAAGGAUAUGGUAUAGCCAAUGCUCCAGCCUUGUCCACCAUGGGCACAUUAGCACCUUUGUCAAUGGGACCAAUGCCAGUGGUAGGAAUGUCGCCCCCACUGGUAUCUUCUGUUCCUGCGGUUGGAGUCCCUGCACUUGCCAAUGGGACAUCUAUGGUGCAGCCUCUGGCUGCCUUUGCUCAUCCAGGAGCCACAUUGCCAAAGAGUUCUUCCUUCAGUCGUUCUGUAUCAGCCGCUCAAGCUAAUGGAAUAAAACUACAAAAGGCACAGUCAUUCGAUAUGGGAAAUGUAAAUGUGCCACCCACAGCUGCUUCUGUGGAAUGGGUUGUUCCACAAUCUUCCAGGUUGAAAUAUAGACAGCUCUUCAACAGCCACGAUAAAACAAUGAGUGGACAUUUAACAGGUCCACAGGCAAGAACAAUUUUAAUGCAAUCCAGUUUACCGCAGGCUCAAUUAGCAUCUAUAUGGAAUCUUUCAGAUAUAGAUCAAGAUGGAAAACUUACUGCAGAAGAAUUCAUUCUUGCUAUGCACUUAAUUGAUAUGGCCAUGUCUGGGCAGCCAUUGCCGCCUGUCUUGACUCUAGAUUUGAUCCCACCUACCUUUAGAUGCUACAGUCCAACCGUUCUAUUUGAAUAUUGCAGAAGAGCCAGGUCUGGUAGUGCAAAGUCUACCGGAAGCUCAUUGUGUCUUGAUCAAAGGGUACCUGAAGAACCACAAGAAGAGGAAUCUGACAAGAAAUUGCCCGUGUCAUUUGAGGACAAGAAACGAGAGAACUUUGAACGGGGGAACCUUGAACUUGAAAAGCGGCGUCAGAUUCUUCUGGAACAGCAGCGAAAGGAGCAGGAACGGUUUGCCCAGUUGGAGCGAGCGGAACAAGAACGGAAAGAGCGGGAACGUCAAGAGCAAGAGAGGAAGAGGCAAAUGGAGUUGGAGAAGCAGCUGGAAAAACAGCGGGACUUUGAACGACAGAGGGAGGAAGAGAGAAGAAAAGAAAUAGAGAGGCGCGAGCAGGCAAAACGUGAAUUAGAACGGCAGCGCCAACUCGAAUGGGAACGGAGUCGUCGACAGGAACUCUUGAACCAAAGAAACAAAGAACAAGAAGAUAUCGUUGCUUUGAAAGCCAGGAAAAAAACGUUAGAGUUCGAACUCGAGGCCCUUAGUGAUAAAAAGAAUCAGUUGGAAGGAAAGCUUCAAGAUAUCCGGUUUCGUGUUUCGACUCAGAGGCAUGAAAUUGAGCAUACAAAUCAGACAAGGGAAUUACAGAUUUCAGAAAUUACACAUCUACAGCAACAACUGCAGGAAUUUCAACAGAUGCUCAGUCUACUGAUUCCAGAGAAACAGGCUCUCAAUGAUAAAUUGAAGCAGGUCCAACAGAACAACUUUCAUAGAGACGCUAUUCUUGCUGUCAAAAAAUCUUUGGAAAGCAAAGAGCUGACGAGACAACGGCUUCGUGACCAACUUGAUGAAGUUGAGACAGAAACGAGGGCAAAGCUUCAGGAGAUAGACGUCUUCAAUAAUCAGUUAAAGGAACUGCGGGAAAUGCACAACAAGCAGCAAAUACAGCGACAGAUAGAAGCUGAAAUGGAAAUGCAGAAGCAGAAGGAACAAGACCGGAGGACACAAGAACUAGAACGACAACACGAGAAAGAAGCUGCUCAGAGAUCAGCACAGGAGCGUGAUAAACUCUGGCAGGAUCAAGUUCAAAACGAUGAGGAAAAACGGCUAAGAAGCCUCCAACAGGAGGAAAAUCGAAGGCGGGAAGAGACGCUUCAAAAGAGAGAACCCGAGGAAAAGAGCAAGCCGGAGAUAUUAAACAAAAUGUUCCAACAACAUCUGGAGCCAUCAAAGAAACUGUCUCCGAGUGGAUGGCAGCCACCAGAAAGGCCUACAUCAGUAAAUUCGGAUCAAGAUGGUGUUAAAGUUGUAUAUUAUAAAGCACUGUACCCAUUUGAAGCUAGGAGCCAUGAUGAGCUUACCAUUCAACCUGGGAAUGUCAUAAUGGUGGACGAAAGCCAGACUGGUGAACCCGGGUGGCUUGGAGGUGAACUGAAGGGAAAAACUGGAUGGUUUCCUGCAAAUUAUGCAGAGAAAAUUCUGGAGAGUGAACUGCCGCCCACUUUACAACCAGGAACACGACUUACUGCAAAGAUUGCUCCUCACACAGUGACUGCUGGUGUUGCACAGCCCAUGCCCGAGACCACCACAUCCUCCAAUUGGGCAGAUUUUAGCUCCACUUGGCCCACUACAGCCACUGAGAAACCGGAGAACGACAACUGGGAUGCUUGGGCAGCACAGCCUUCACUCACUGUUCCUAGUGCUGGUCAGCCACGUCAGAGAUCGGCAUUCACCCCCGCUACUGUGUCUGGAUCAUCUCCAUCGCCUGUGUUAGGCCAGGGGGAGAAGGUUGAAGGGCUUCAAGCCCAAGCUUUAUAUCCUUGGAGGGCAAAGAAGGACAAUCAUCUCAACUUCAACAAAAAUGACAUAAUCACUGUUCUAGAACAACAGGAUAUGUGGUGGUUUGGAGAAGUUCAUGGACAAAAGGGCUGGUUCCCCAAGUCCUACGUGAAACUCAUUUCGGGACCCGUGAGGAAAUCUAUCAGUGUGGAUUCUGCUGCAGAAAGCCCACCCAGCUUGAAGAGAGUGGCUACCCCCCCAUCAAAAGUGAUUGCUUCACAGGGAGAUGCACAGUGCAGGGAGGAGGCUCCUCCGCCUCGACCUCCCUCUCUCCCGAAGAAAGAUUCCAACUUGAGGGUGCCUUGCGCUUCAGAUAUGUUCUCUGCUGCUUCUUGUGGAGAAGAAUUUGUUGCUAUGUACACAUAUGAAAGUAAUGAACCUGGAGAUUUAACGUAUCAGCAAGGAGAUGUGAUUCUUGUGACAAAGAAAGAUGGUGAUUGGUGGUCGGGUGUUGUCGGGGAAAAAGUGGGUGUCUUCCCGUCGAACUACGUCAAACCAAAGGAUUCUGAGGGACCUGGACAAAUGGGAAAAGGAGGAAGCCUUGGAAGGAAACCAGAAAUCGCACAGGUAAUUGCUCCUUACACCGCAACAGGAGCCGAACAACUUACACUGGCACCUGGCCAGCUUAUUCUCAUCCGCAAGAGGAAUGCUGGCGGAUGGUGGGAAGGAGAACUUCAGGCACGAGGCAAGAAACGGCAAAUAGGAUGGUUCCCUGCCAAUUACGUGAAACUUCUGAGUCCAGGGACAAGUAAAAGUACUCCAACGGAAGCCAUAAAACCCCCUGUUACAGCAAAUGUCUUGUUCCAAGUGAUUGGGAUGUAUGACUACAUUGCACAGAAUGACGAUGAACUCGCGUUUGCCAAAGGACAGAUCAUUGGCGUUCUUAACAAGGACGAUCCUGAUUGGUGGAAAGGGGAGCUCAACGGCGUCGCGGGUCUCUUCCCGUCCAAUUACGUGAAGCUAACGACGGAUAUGGACCCAAGCCAGCAAUGGUGCGCUGACUUGCAUCUGCUGGACAUGCUCACGCCAUCCGAGCGGAAACGACAGGGUUACAUCCACGAGCUCAUUGUGACAGAGGAGAACUACGUGAGUGACCUGCAGCUGGUGACUGAGGUUUUUCAAAAACCAUUGCUGGAGUCUGAUCUGCUGACGGAAAAAGAAGUGACCAUGAUUUUUGUGAACUGGAAGGAGCUCAUCAUGUGCAAUAUCAAAUUGUUGAAGGCGCUGCGUGUAAGGAAGAAGAUGUCGGGGGAGAGAAUGCCGGUGAAAAUGAUCGGAGACAUUCUAACUGCACAGUUGCCCCACAUGCAGCCCUACAUCCGAUUCUGCAGCUGCCAGCUUAACGGGGCGGCACUCAUCCAGCACAAGACGGAUGAAAUUAUAGAAUUUAAGGAAUUUGUCAAGAGACUAGCGAUGGACCCACAGUGCAAAGGAAUGCCUCUGUCAAGCUUCUUACUAAAGCCCAUGCAAAGAGUAACCCGUUACCCAUUGAUCAUAAAAAAUAUUCUGGAGAACACGCCGGAAAACCACCCGGAUUUCAGCCACUUGAAGCAGGCGCAAGAGAAGGCGGAGGAACUGUGCUCUCAGGUGAACGAGGGCGUGCGGGAGAAGGAAAAUUCCGACAGGCUGGAAUGGAUCCAGACGCACGUCCAAUGUGAAGGUUUAUCCGAGCAACUUGUUUUUAACUCGGUGACAAACUGCUUGGGUCCUCGGAAGUUUCUGCACAGUGGCAAACUUUACAAAGCCAAGAGUAACAAGGAGCUUUUUGGAUUUCUGUUCAAUGACUUCCUGCUGUUGACUCAGAUCAUUAAACCGCUAGGUUCGUCGGGAACCGACAAAGUCUUCAGCCCUAAGUCAAACCUGCAGUACAAAAUGUACAAAACACCUAUCUUUCUGAAUGAAGUGUUGGUGAAGUUACCGACUGACCCUUCUGGUGAUGAGCCAAUCUUCCACAUCUCCCACAUCGACAGGGUGUAUACGCUUCGUGCUGAGAGCAUCAAUGAAAGAACAGCCUGGGUGCAAAAAAUUAAAGCAGCUUCAGAACUGUACAUAGAGACGGAGAAAAAGAAGCGGGAAAAGGCUUAUUUGGUUCGAUCCCAAAGGGCUACAGGCAUCGGACGGCUGAUGGUGAAUAUAGUUGAAGGUAUAGAACUGAAAGCAUGUAGAUCCAAUGGAAAAAGUAACCCUUACUGUGAAGUGACAAUGGGGAGCCAGUGCCACAUCACAAAAACCAUUCAGGAUACGUUGAACCCCAAGUGGAAUUCUAAUUGUCAGUUCUUCAUCAAAGACCUGGAACAAGAUGUCCUCUGUAUUACUGUCUUUGAACGUGACCAGUUCUCACCAGAUGAUUUUCUGGGCCGCACAGAGAUUCGCGUUGCGGAUAUCAAGAAAGAUCAGGGGUCCAAAGGUCCAGUUACAAAGCGCCUCCUGCUGCACGAAGUUCCCACUGGGGAGAUCAUGGUGCGCCUGGAUUUGCAACUCUUUGAUGAAACAUAAGGGUGAUAUAUGGACGUACGCGCACUGAAAUGCCACUGAAUCGUGACUGAAUCGAGCAUCUGCAGAAGCGAGGGACACUGCACCCUCCACCAUGCAGUGUGCACGGAGCAAACUUUGUUUACUGCUUUGCAUUCAACAUAGAGAAACGUGAGUUCGUAGUUGCCACCUCCCUCUGUCAGUGCAAAAACCGUCACAUCUCUACAUUCCCCAAGAUGUCCAGACUCCAAGCUUGACUUUGUUUUUUUCCAAACAACCGAUCAGUGGUCCUGAAUGGAGCUGAUCCCAUUGUCUGGUCAACGUUUUAGUGACUUGCACAAGUUUUUAACAGGGGCCGUUACAGAAGCCAAGUUGCAUUUUUGUGGUUUGAGUGAGUGCAACAUACACUCCGAGUCUGUGUGUCAUUCCAUCAAGUUAAUCACUUUUCUGUGUGCUUGAUUAGAACAUUUUAGGAACAGCAUUGGAAAAAAAAAUUACGGUGCCAAGAUAAAGUGUCAUAAAUUAUUAUAAAUCAAUUUAGAAGAAUUUUUUCAUAACAAAUCUCCAAGCGCAGAAUUGUCAAUGAUGGAAGAUAGUAGGGAGAGGUUCUUGAAUGAUUGAACAAAAAUAAUGUAAACUUGUUCACUGUAUUAGAGUUUAAUAUACAAUUGUAAGUCUCUCUCUCUCCCUCCCUCUCUCUUUUUCAAGUAGAGUUUGUUGAGAAAGUGCAGCUUUAAAUUCCACCUCUGACCUGCCGAAUGGACCGUUCAGAGGGCAGGUUUCUUAUUGGGCUGGUGAUGCACCAAAGGGAACUGAGGUCGUAGACUGAAGGGGUUUCUCUGUACAUUUGGUUGAUUCUACUUUCCUAUUAUAGUAUUAUAUUAUCAGUCCUGUUAUACACUGGAAGCUGUUUGCUCAUAAGACUAAUUAGCUUGUUUAUUAGCUUGUUUAUUGCUGUUGGAUAGUUUCCACAUUACCUGUACUUUAAUGAACUGUGAAAUUUGGCAAAAGCCCACUUUAAGCUGCCAUUGUGUUAUCACUGUUGGUAUUCAUUUGAAAAUACAAUGAACAACCUAUCAUUACACACA